AUGUCUCUCGGAAAGAAAGUCACUCUCAACUCCGGCCACCAGAUUCCCCAGCUGGGCUUUGGUACAUGGCAAUCUGCUCCUGGCCAGGUCGGUGAGGCUGUCUAUGAGGCACUGAAAGCUGGUUACCGUCACCUGGAUUUAGCAACUAUCUACCAGAACCAGCGCGAGGUAGCCGAUGGAAUUAAGCGUGCUUAUAAGGAUGUCCCCGGUCUGAAGCGCGAGGAUAUCUUUAUUACUUCUAAGCUAUGGAACAGCCAGCACCGCCCGGAGGUUGUCGAGGCAUCCUUGGAUGCUUGCCUUGCUGAGCUUGAGUUGGAUUAUCUUGAUCUUUACCUUGUUCAUUGGCCCGUUGCCUUCGAGAAGGGAGAUGCAUACUUCCCCCUCGUUGCCAACAGCACCGUCGAGGGGGGUGAUGUAAUCAUUGACGAUGCUAUGACCCAGCUCCCCAAGAGCAAGGCUCGUUCUGUCGGUGUUUCCAACCACAAGAUUGAGCAUCUUGAGGCUAUCAUUAAUGGCACCGGUGUCGUCCCUGCAGCCAACCAGAUCGAGCGCCAUCCCGUGCUCCAGAGCAAUGACUUGAUUGAGUACUGCCAACAGAAGGGAAUCCACGUUACUGCUUAUUCUGCAUUUGGUAACAAUAUGCUUGGCAUUCCUCUGCUCAUCACCCGGCCGGAAGUCAAGGAAGUCGCCGAGUCUGUUUCAAAGCGCACUGGCCAGGAAGUCACCCCCGCACACGUCAUUCUCGCCUGGUCUCAGGUCGGUGGACACAGUGUGAUCCCCAAGUCAGUCACGCCUUCGCGCAUUCGUGAUAACUUCAAGGAGGUAGAGCUCACCCCCGAGGAAGUUCAAAAAGUCAGCGCUCUGGGCAAGGACCGAAGGCGCUACAACAUUCCUUAUACUGCCAACAAGCCUCGUUGGAACAUCGAUAUUUUCGGCGAGCCCGAGGAGAAGACCGCUGAUCACAAAGUCAUUCUGAGUGUUUAA
Molecule: messenger RNA, 984 nt
Organism: Penicillium griseofulvum
Lineage: Eukaryota; Fungi; Ascomycota; Eurotiomycetes; Eurotiales; Aspergillaceae
Gene: akr1
Product: putative aldehyde reductase (AKR1)
Exons: 11
Coding region: 1-984 (327 amino acids)
Cellular component (GO): cytosol
Molecular function (GO): aldose reductase (NADPH) activity
Source: RefSeq, a predicted model, not a curated record